Ogataea angusta is the source of this 1470-nucleotide messenger RNA. RefSeq lists its product as uncharacterized. The record is from RefSeq and is a predicted model, not a curated record. Gene Ontology annotation, molecular function: clathrin light chain binding; clathrin-cargo adaptor activity; phosphatidylinositol-3,5-bisphosphate binding. The coding region runs from base 1 to 1470 and encodes 489 amino acids. Gene Ontology annotation, biological process: endocytosis; clathrin coat assembly; actin filament organization. Gene Ontology annotation, cellular component: actin cortical patch; clathrin-coated vesicle. NCBI's taxonomy places the organism in Eukaryota, Fungi, Ascomycota, Pichiomycetes, Pichiales, Pichiaceae. The transcript has a single exon.
AUGGAAUCUAAGUUAAGAUCGCUCGAAGAUACUCACUCCCAGAACCUAGCAACAGUGUUCUCGCAACAUAGCAAAGAGAUUGAGGAAAUCAAGGCAAAUGCUUCAAAGCUCAAAGAAGGUGGAACGAAUGAAGCGGCGCACCAAGAACUACAGAUGUUGCAACAAGCGAUGGACGAUACUAUGCAAGAGUUGGCAGAACAACAACGGGCCAUAGAAAAGGAAGCUGAAAAAAGAGUUCACCGGUUGGUAGACACGUUGCUUAAGGUAAGCACUGAUCGUCUACAUGAGUUUGUUUUCAGCCUUGAGUCCCCAGUCUACUCGAAUACGGACAUUCCAACUGCAGAAUACCUGAGUAUUUUGUUGGAGAGAGUCUCUCACUUGAGUACUCAGUUUUCCACCAGCAUGACAGAUUACAUCGCAGACAAUAUGAGGGGAGAAAAUGAGAGUGGCCUUAUCAAAAUUCUCAUAGAGUUUACUGAUUCGAUAGGUAAUCUGUUUUCAAAUGUAAAGGCGGUUCUUCGUGAUCGUAAGGACGAUGUGCAGGAGAUUCUCGUUGAAGGGUCAAAAGACCUAGCUCACAUGGUUGAGCUAUUCUUCGAGUCAAUGCUUAGCAAUCAUUUGUCAGAAAUGAAUAUUGAGGAAAGUACUGACAGAGUCAUCACAGGCAACAUCAAUGUACAAGAAGUCCUUCAGAGCUUGAUGCAGGUCGUCGAAGUAUUUAGAGACCCUGGUAGAGCCUCUGUAUCCUCCGACGAACUUGGUUCUAUCUUGGAUAAGGAACUUGCAAACACACAAGCAGCAGUUGAGAAAGCAGCUGGCUUACUUGACUCAAUGUCAACCCGCCACAAACUGAAGGUUCAGGAGGAUGGUUCACUUGAGGUGAACGAAGCAAUCAUCUCUUGCGCCAGUGCUAUCAUAAAUGCUGUCAGAUUGCUGCUGAAAGCUUGCAUGGAAGCACAGGAAGAAAUUGUUUCUCGUGGAAAGGGAUCUAUGUCAAGAGCUCUAUUCUACAAAAAGAAUAAUCGCUGGACCGAAGGUUUGAUAUCUGCCUCCAAACAAGUCGCUUACGCUACCGGUAUACUCAUUAGAAUGGCAGAUGGUGUCUUAGCCGGAACAAGCUCAAGUGAGGAGCUAAUUGUUGCAUCUAAUGAGGUUGCGUCUGCUACAGCGCAGCUAGUCUCAUCUUCCCGUGUCAAGUCGGAUUUGAUGUCACAAAGCCAUCUAAACCUGGAGGAUGCAUCGAGGAAAGUCACCUCCUCAUGCAAAAUGCUGGUCACCAAGGUCAGAAGUCUUUUGCUUCCUGACGACAGCUACAACACGGUUGAUUACUCCCAACUCACCGCUCACGAGAACAGAACAGCGGAGCUUGAACAGCAGGUUGAGAUACUCAAACUAGAAAGCGCACUUUCCCACGCUAGGAAACGCUUGGGUGAUAUUAGAAAGUUCAGCUACAAAGAUGAAGAAUCCUGA